This is a messenger RNA of Geosmithia morbida, 2238 nucleotides long. RefSeq names its product F-box and WD-40 domain protein 1/11. Gene Ontology annotation, molecular function: protein binding. The record is from RefSeq and is a predicted model, not a curated record. The transcript has 2 exons. The coding region runs from base 1 to 2238 and encodes 745 amino acids. NCBI's taxonomy places the organism in Eukaryota, Fungi, Ascomycota, Sordariomycetes, Hypocreales, Bionectriaceae.
AUGGGAGCGCGGGCUUUGGCCUCAUCAGAGCAGCAGCGUAUCAUGGAUGCCAAUUCGGCCGCGGCCCAGCAGCUUCAGCAGGCCAGGGACAACCGUAUGAGGAGUCUCAGCCUGUCGCUGCCAUGGCGCCGUCCCAAGUCGACGACGCUCUCCCACGCCGCCGCAGACAUGCCGGAGCUUCCCCAACAACUACUCUACGACGUGGCCGUUGAGGAUGACGACCCGCUGGCCGCUAAUGAGCCAUCACGCUCCCACCUACGUCGCCUCAGCCACGGCCAGUCCCCGCACAGCUACCAGCAGCACCAGCAGCACCAGCAGCACCAGCAUCACCCCGGCAGUGGCUUCAAGGGCAUCUUUCGUAGAGCUUCAGUGUCCAUUCGGGGCAUCGUCCACCGCCGUCCGUCCUUGGCCGCCCCCAACGACACCCUGGGCGACAGCGACGCCGACGUUGCCCGUCCGAUCACCGGCCGCCCCUUGACCUCCUACCCGGCAUGGAACCGCUCCCGCUCGUCUUCGAACCGCCACGCCGUCCGUCCCUCACGGUCCUUCUACGGCCUCAAUACGACGCACGAGCCCACCGCCAUGCCGCCGCUCCCCCAGCAGCCCCAGCCCCAGCCCCAGCCCCAGUCCCAGCCCCAGGACGUCUCGCCGCUCUACUCCCCACGACCGGGCGUUGACGGUGAACCUCCGGUCAUCCCCUACAACACUGGCGCCGCCGCUAAGGCGUCGGCGGCCAUACAGAACGAGUACCUUGCCCGGCAGGGCCUGCAGAACCGCCGGCUCCAGCAUCCGAGCGCCGCCAACAACGGCCUCGGUCUCGACAACAACGAUGACGAGAGCGGUGUCGGCAUCGCCGUCAGCGUCCCCGAGGCGGCCAAGGAGGACGCCCAGAUUAGCAGGCUGGAUUUCAUCACCAAGCUGCCGACGGAGCUGGCCAUCCACAUCCUCGGCAACCUCGACGCCGCCGCCCUGGCGAAGGCUAGUCUCGUGUCCCGUGACUGGGGCGGCGUGGUGAGCAGCCAGCACGUCUGGAGGGAGUCGUGCUUGCGCGAGACGACGCGCACGUACGCCAUGAGCGGUCCAAUCAGACCCAAUGUCGGUCUCGGCCUGCCCAGGAGCUCCCCCACAAGCGACUGGAGGCACAUCUACCGCAUCACCAAGGAGCUGCAGCAGAGGUGGAGGAAGGGGACCGCCAGGCCAACGUACCUGAAUGGACACACGGACAGCAUCUACUGCCUGCAGUUUGAUGAGCACAAGAUCAUCACCGGAUCAAGAGACAGGACGAUUCGCGUGUGGGACAUGCACACCCUGCAGUGCCGCCUGGUGAUCGGACCGGCAGGUAUCGUGCAGGGCUCGGACAUGGUGCGGGACCGCAACGGCGACUCGGUGCAUUACGCCUCGGACUCGGACGGACGCAAGACGGCAACGUCGGUGCCCACGGCGCUCUCGUUUGACGAGCACCAUGACGCGUCGAUCCUGUGCCUCCAGUAUGACGAUACGAUGCUGGCGACGGGAUCGUCGGACUCGACAUGCAUCCUGUACGACAUGCGGGACGGGUACAAGCCGGUGCGACGGCUCCGGCAUCACACGGCAGCGAUCCUGGACCUCGCGUUCGACGACAAGCACAUUGUGACGUGCAGCAAGGACGUCAGCAUCUGCGUGUGGGACCGGGCCACGGGUCAGCUCCUGCGGCAGCUGCGGGGUCACACGGGCCCGGUCAACGCGGUGCAGAUGCGGGGCAACACGAUCGUGUCGUGCUCGGGCGACUUCAAGGUGAAGCUGUGGAACAUUGACACGGGCAAGAACAUACGCGAGUUCGUGGGCCACACGAAGGGGCUGGCGUGCUCGCAGUUCAGCGAGGACGGGCGGUACGUGGCGUCGGCGGGCAACGACAAGAUGAUACGGGUCUGGGACGCCAACACGGGCGAGCUCCUGUGGGAGAAGAAGGCGCACGACAACCUGGUGCGGAGCCUGCACAUCGACAGCGUGAGCGGCCGGCUCGUCAGCGGAUCGUACGACACGGACAUCAAGGUGUGGGACAUGGAGACGGGGGACCAGCUGCUCGAGUUCCCGCAGUGGCACGCCAGCUGGGUCCUCAGCGCGAAGAGCGACUACAGGCGCAUCGUCAGCACGGGGCAGGAUCCAAAGAUUCUCAUCAUGGACUUUGGCGCGGAUAUUGACGGGGUGGAGAUGCUCGAGAGUCGAGAUACGAAUGCCAUGGGUGGUGGGUUCAUCUAG